AUGCGUCCUUGUUUUGAUUCAUCAUCUGUCCCAUCCUCACCUACUGUCACUACCCAUCAUUCUUUACAAUCUUCAAACUCAUCAUUCCAACCAGCAUAUUUCCAUUCUUCAGCACAUUAUGAUAUAUCCAAACGAAAGUCAAUGGAACCGCCUAACGUGGCUCACGAUCGAAGUUAUAUUUGUCAAAAUGUGAAUCCUACCAAUUCAUCGUCUUUGCAGCGUAUUGCCAAUUCGCAAAUUCAUCAUUUGACUCAUUAUCCACAAUCACCUAUUCAGACAACCACCCCUUAUUCUGCUUAUGAAUGCUAUAGGAACAGCUUUUCACAUUCACAGCCGAAUAUUACAGGUGACUCAUCGAAUGUGGGUAAUGCAUCCGAAUUCGAUCCUACGAAAAUUACAUUGUACAUGAAACAAGACUCUCUUCAACACAAUCAAUCACAGAUUCCACAUCGUCAAUUUCGGGAUGCUAAUGUCAACCAAACAACAAAACGCCCUCGUCCUCCACCACCGCCUCCACCUCCUCGAAGUGGUAGUUGGAUUGGUAAAACCACAGUUUCAACCCCGAUAGAUGAUUCUACAAACCAGCACUGUAUUAAAUAUAAUCGUGAGUCAUCGUGUUCGCAGAUGAAAGUAGUCACAUCCUCUACUGACCCUAUUACUGUCGAUUAUUCAACUCAACAACAGCCACGUAUUUAUCAAAUGCAUAGUUCUAUUGGUCAUACCAAUACGCAUCCUCCAUCUCCAAAUGUGUUCACUAUAUCCAGUACACAUCCCAAUAACAAUGUGCAAAAUCAUACGUCCGGUCCCAGUUGCUUAAGUGAUAGUUCUUAUACGGGUAUAGCGAUUGCAAAGCAUUCUAUGCAGCACCAUCAACAGGAACAGCAGAAAGGUCCGCAACAACAGUAUCAGCGUCAAAAUACCAGAAUAUCAGCAUCUGGUCAACAGUUGUUGGCUAUGAAUUCUCCUACACAAUAUCAGCCUUCAGACUCUGUACCUUCUUGGUGUAGAUCAAAUCACGUAAGUGAUAAUGAUAAUUAUGAACACCAGCUGCAGUAUCCAUCGAAACAACUUAUCGUCAAUAGUCGAAAAGAAGUUAUUGAAGCACUACUUAGUCUGUUAAUAUGGCAUCAUCCAGAGACCAACUUUACAGAAAACAUGAAUCAGUCAGAAAUUCAUGCGUUUCACACCUUCUUAUCAAACUGGUUAGCCAGCUCAGACUCUAACUGUUUAUCCAAUAAUCAACUCCAUUCACCUACUGCUACACCUUCACCUACUAGUAUGUAUGUGGCUCAGUGUACACGUAGGAUUUUAACACAUUUAAUCAGAAUACUGUACAGUGAUACAGUGUAUGAUGAAGAAGUUUCAACAAAUCAGUCAGGGAGAGAAAUUGAAGAGGAAGACUACACCAUGAAUGCAUUGAUUGGUGAAUCUGGUGAAAGUAACCAUGGUGAUAAUCAUUACCUAUCAUAUUCUGCACCUUGUAAUAGCAAUGACGGUGGUGGCGUUAUAAGCAACCAGUCUUCAGACGAAGACAAUAAUCACCUGAUAACUGAUAGUAGUACAGUGCAACAAUCAAAUUAUGCAAAUAUGUCGAUCAACAAUUCUGACAAUAACAAAACUACUGACAAUAAUUUUAGUAGACUAAUGUUAACUAAUUCAAAGAUUCUUCCCCCGAAUACUUCAUUGAUAGAAUUGAAAGCUGCUGCUUUAGAGGCCAUUCAUAAACUGGCUCCAUUAUGUCAGCCGGAACCAAAGUUAUACGGAAGGGAUAUGGGGAUUAUUCAAUUACUCACUGCAAUUCAUAGUUAUAGCUUAAGCUUAAAUGAACGAAUCACACAGGUGAAUAUGAGCAAUAAUAAUAACAACAGUAAUACCAAUGAAAAUGUUGAGAAGACAGUGAUGAAUAGCUUGGAUAGAAGAACGAAUAAUAUCAUGUCUGUUGCAGAAUCAUGUAUAUCAUGUCCAGUAGCUGAAGUUGCUGCUCUCGUCCGCUUAUCAUUUGAUUCAAUGCAUAGAAAUGCUAUUUGUGAAUUAGGUGGUGUACACGCUCUUAUUUCCUUAUUACGCAUUGAACAAACAAUUUGGUCAAAACAGAGUAAUCCAUACAGUAAUAACAAUCCCAAUGCUAACAAUGAUGGUAAUCAUUCUACCUCACUAAUCAUGGGAAAUCAAAACUUUACUACAUUAUUAGAAAACAGUUUAGCACUAAGACGAUAUAUAUGUAUGGCCUUGACAAAUCUAACUUAUGCAGCUGCUGAAAACAAAGCAUUUAUAUGCAGACGUUUAGCGAACUUGGAGGCAUUGUUGGCUCAGUUGGAGACUGGAAAUGAAGAACUGAAACAGGUGUCUGCCAGUGUCCUACGUAACCUUAGUUGGCGUACUGAUAGCCGUAGUAAAGCUGCACUUCGACGUGUUUGUGCCGCUAAACGUCUAACUGUGGCAGCCAUGACUGCUCAACGAGAAAGUACUUUACGAACUACACUUAGCGCCUUGUGGAAUCUCAGCGCACAUUGCUCUCAAAACAAACGAGCUGUAUGCAGUGUGGAUGGUGUAUUCCCAUUUCUACUGAGAAUGCUACGUCUUCAAAAUCCUGUGCAGAAUCUGGUCAUUAUUGAAAACAGUGGUGGUAUUCUACGCAAUAUAUCAACCAUUAUCGCCUCGCGUGAUGACUAUCGGUCUAUACUUCAUCAAUACAAUUGCUACUCGAUUUUACUAGAAUUGUUACGCAAUCCACCCAGUUUAACAGUUGUCGUGAAUGUUUGCGGAACAUUGUGGAAUUUAACCUGUUCCUCGUCAAUUAAUGCAAAUGGCAAUGUUGAAAAUAACAUAUACAGCAAUAACCUUCUUGUCAGUAGUCAUAAUGAUCGCUUAAUUCUCUUACACCUUGGUGCAUUGGAUUUAAUUCAGUCGUUAACACAAUCGAAGCAUGAUUUAAUACGUAGCAGUUCUAUGGCAGUCUAUCGCAAUUUAAUACAAACUGAUGCAUCAACUAACCAAAAUCAUUUGCUGCCUCGAAAUCGUGGUUUACAUCAUGUGAACUCUAACCAUGAUCCACCAUCGAAUGAAUUUACUGGUACACAGAAUCAAAUUGUAAGCAAUGCCAGAGAUCAACCGUCUGAUUUAUACUCGAGGUCUCAUGUGAAUACUGCAAGUGGUGAAAAUAGUACAAAAGAAAGUGAUUCAUCUUGCACUCUAGAAACAUCAUCACAAUCAACAGCAGAACAAACCACCUGUAAGCGUCGUGUUUCAUCAUCAAGAACAUCUCGACUUCGUUUUGGACUACUGUCCGUAGUAUUUGAAGCCGAAAGUGACGAUGAAAUGGAAGAUGAUGAUGAAGAUGAAGAUGAGGAUGAUGAAGGUGAAAUGGAGGAAGUUGAGAAUGGUGAAGAAAGCAACCGUAUACAUGGACAAGUGGAAUAUAAAACAGAAGACAACCUCCACCACCAUCAUCAUAGAGGUCACACCAUUCAAGGUGAACUGUCUGUUGGUGACCAUUCAAAGUAUUGUGGUAUCACUUCUAAAAACCAGAGUAUUAAAAAUUCCGAGAGUUUAUGUGAUUCUGAAAUCAUGAUGGCAGCGUCAAAAGGUCGUCAUCGUAUGUCAAAUUGGUGUGAUGAUCUUGAUUUUCAUCAUCCUCAUUCACUUAGUCACACUGAUAAUACUGUGGAUGAAGAAGCAGAUGAAGAGCAAACAUGUGUAUACGCUGAGGAAGGUACACCUUUCCCACCAGACUCAGCUACUGCAUCGUCAUUAGAGCUGAACAAAACUGAUGAGAAAUUUUCACUUAAUAAUUUAAAUAUCGACUUCACUCCAGGUGACAAUCUGAUACAUAUUGGUAGUGGUGGACAAUUUAUCCGCAUUAACAGUAAUCCCAGCAGUAAUAGUUAUAAUAUCCCGCUGUCGAUAUAUCGAAACGAUCCAGUACCACACGUGUAUGCUAUGGAAGGUACACCAUCCAAUUGUGACAGUAAUUUAAGCCAUGAGGAUAGCAUGAAUGGUACUGAAGGUGGACUGAGCGAAGUCGAAUUCAGUCAUAGGUCAACAACAUUGAACGUUUUACCUCAUAGCGUUACAUCUGAAGCUGUAAACACUAUCGAAGAUAAUGGAUAUCUGCCAUCACCACCUGAAGAUAUAUCAAAUCUUGUUUCACCAUUGGCAUCCCUGAAUUUAGAAGAGUGUGAUAAGUAUGCUGGUUGUCCUUUCCCUAUGCCACCUCCGCCGUCUAUUCCUGUAGCCUGCAGGGAAUCAGAUGUCGACAGCAAGAAUGGUGCCUUCUCAUCGAAACAAACACCGUUAGUAUUUUCACGUGGUACAUCGUCUUGCCUAUCAUCACUAGACUUGGAAGUCCCAUUUAAUGAUUUUCAGUCAUCACCAGAAAGUGAAUACUCAGGUCAACAUAGAAGUACUGAUGUUGUCUCAAUCACUAGUGAAAAGAGUGAUCAUUUUGGAAGUAUAAAUCGCAGUAAAAACUUAAAUGGUGAAUUAUAUGAAACUGAUAGUUGCGUUGAAGAGGAUGUCAGAUUACCUUUCGCUGAAGAAGGCACACCACAGGACGCUGUAUCUUUGACGGAAAAUACCAAUACCGUAUACUUUCAGUCACAUUCUUAUGUCCAGUUGGAUAUGAAAAGUAAUAUGAGCGAGAAUAAGAAUACUUGCGAAGGUGGAGAUGAUGAUGAUGACGACGACGAUGAUGAUGAUGAUGAUAAUCAUAAACAUUCUCAGAUAUUGCAACAGUGCAUUGCAUCAGCUAUGCCUUCGAAUAAUACAUAUAAUAUACUGUCAGAUCAUUCACCUAAUGUAACGUUUUCUAAUCCUCCAGCUAUCCUAUUUAGUGAAGCAGAUGAUUCUUUGAGAGCAUUUGCUGUAGAAGAUACCCCAUUUGGUACUUCAACGAAAGCUAGUUCACUAAGUGACCUGAUCAUGACAGGACAUAAACCACUAGGAGAAGAAAAAAGUGAUAUGAAUUCAGAUUUUCCACUAUAUAAUUCACAGUUACCUGAUCAUGCUUCUAUACUACAUUCAAAUAACCUGAAAAACCGAUGCAUCACAGAAAGUCCAAGCGUUAAUCGUGGUAGUUCGUCUACAUCAAGUUCUCUGAAUGGUGAUACUUCAUCUGAUUUAUUGUCCGAAGUAAUACAAUCAGCAAUGCCAAAAUCUGGUCAAAUGAGACUGUCUAAUUUAUGCCCGGUUAUUGAUCCAACAUCUUCAGAUGGUGAUUGUCUACAAAUGUAUGCACUUGAAGGCACUCCUGGUAUAAAUGAUGAUGAUUUAUCCGGUUCGUCUUCUAUUCCAAAUGAUGAAGUUAGUAUUCAUUCAGUAGUGGCUUCUGAAAUAUCUAAUUCUCUAUCUAUAGCUCCCACAUCAUCUUUAUCCAAAAUUGCAUUCCAGAUGUUGAAUGCAGAUCCACCCACACCACCGCUUCGUACCACAUCUGCAUUAACUAGUAGUUCAGAUCCAUUUAGUAAAGUUUCUGGUUUAACGAGACCAAGAGCAACAGUGGCUCCUAUGUUGCAAACAAAGUCUCAUUCCUUGAAUUCACCGAUUGUCUCUCGUUCUCAAAAUGUAUCAGAACAAUCGUUGAAAUCAUGUUUACAGCCUGAUGAAAGCGAACGUAAUGACUGUGCGCCAUUACCAAAUUCAUCAUUACCAUCCUCGUCGUCACCAUCUCAUUACAUAGGAGCUGAUAAAGAUGAUGCUAGUUCUUUUUCAUCAUUAUUGAGUAUUGAAUCUGUUGGGAUGGAGCAUUCUUUAUUACAGGAAUGCAUUUCAUCAGCUAUGCCACGCCCAAAGUCAAUAUCACAUCUUCGUAAACAACAACAGCAACAACAGUUCAACCAGCAUCAAAAACAAAAACGUCAACAGUCUUCACCUUCUACAUCAUCAUCACCUCCACCAGCUCAAGUAACUUUAAAAGAGGAGGAGGAGGAAGAAGAAAAAUCGAAUCAUCACCUCGUUAGUAGUAGAGAUAUUGGUUGUUUUCAACCAAAUGAAGCUGAUGAUAUUCAUUGUCAUCAGACGUCAUCGUCUAAAAUACAAGUCAGUUUAUCAUCAAAGAAAUCAAGUCAACAAAAGCAACAGUCUAAGAUACCUAGUCAAAAUCUACAUAAGACUAUCGCAAAAUCAAAUGGUUCAUCCCAAGGCGGUACAAUACAUUUUUUAGAUCAUGGCUCCGGCGAUGCACAACCACCUCCGUGUCUGAAUACGAAUGUAGCGAUGAAGAAUACCAUUACAGCUAGUGAUAUUACUACCUCUUCCAAUCCCACUAUCACUACCGACUUUGUUGUCAUUAAUAGUAAUAAUAACACAAGGAAGUUACCAGUAUUGAAUCAGGACAGCUGUGCAUCCUAUGGAGGUAUAAUUCCAAACGCUGACAGCGAGGAUUAUAAGACAUCUAAAUUGUCACUACGCAGUAAUAAUUACUCUACAGACACAUAUUCUUCACAAUCUUUGCUGCCUACCACUAUUCAGCUCUCAAAAAAUUGCAACAAAGUUGCUAUUCAUAAUAACAAGUCUGGUUUACGUGCUCCGUCUAUCAAAACUAAACCGAAUACUUCAAAUACGCUGAAUGAUAAGCACACAAAGAGCAUAAAACAUUCCAAUGUUAUUGAUAUACUUGAUCCUAAAGAUAUCAUUGAACUAUUACAAAAGGGCGCUGAAACUGUUGUUACCGACCUAAUGAAAUCAUGCCAGUAUGAAGUUAGAAAUGAUCCUAGUGAUGAGUUGAAAAAUGAUUCUCAUCUAGACAGUAAUGCUUCAAGCUUAGAACUUCUGCCAGAACUCAUUGAUCUGGAUCGACCAGAUGCGUUGUUUAAGAAUAAUCUUGGCAACAAUAAUCAUAAAACAAAUGAAGUUAACUAUAAUGAACCAGUUGACACUAGCAUUAAAGCACCAUCAUCUACAGGAGUUACUAGCAGAAAACCGCUAAUAUCUUCGUCUAAUACACCACUUUCCAAUAUUCAAUCAGUAAAUUACAAUCCCUUGUAUUCACCAUCGGUCAAAACAACUAACCCAUCGAAACCUGAUAACACCUUUAAGAGUAAGUUGGUGAGAAAUGGAAUUCCAAUUGUUUCAAGGGCGGCUUCAGGCAAAGUGAUUGGUAAUUUUUCUAAUCAGAUUAUGAACAAUAACGUUGGUGGCGGUGGUGUUAGUAGCAAAAAUAGAUAUCAGCCGACGACUGUGAAACACAUUAAUCACGCUAGCAAUAUAAACACAACGUAUAAGUAUAAGAAGGGUAUCACUCAUGUUGUAGCAGCAGUGAAUAACACGUAUAAAAUCCCGAAUCAAAUAAAUAAUAAUAAUAAUGGUAAAAAGUCCACUAAGUAUAUUAAACAACAAAACCAUCAUCAACGUUCGGCUAUGACAGAACCACCAUCUGUACAAAAUCGGUCGUUAGCCACUAGUCGUUCAGUAUCUGCUGCAAGUUUAAUAUCGAAUCCAAAGUCGAUUAACCAAUCGAAUGAAUCAAAUAUCAUCCCUCCACAUAAUCUUGUUAAACCAAGUAAUCAACAUAUGUCUGCUGAGUCGAUAUAUGCUGCUCUUGUUAAACAGGAUAAAUUAAGGAAUCAACAUCGUCAUAAUAAUUAUAGUAAUAAUGGUAGUAAUAAUAAUAAUUCUAACAUGAACAGUAAACUCAUAACUAAAACCUCAUCUGUUGGAAUUUAUGCAAAAUGUCGAGCUAGCAAUAGAUCAUCAAUAAGUGGAACAUCUCAUUUCAAUCAUUCUAUUGGACAUAUUGCCUCAGCGGUUGCUCUUGCUAGUAGUGGUGAUGUUGGUCGUGGGAUGAUGAAGACAAAAUCAUUUGAAGCAAAACAAGAUCACUCACUUCAAGGAUCCAAUGAUUGUAUUCCCAUUAAUCUAUCAUAUGAUAAUAGUUCUUCUAUUAUCGGGGGAGGAGGAGAAGGAGUCAGCAACACACCUGUCAUAGCAUCGACAGCAGAAUUAUCUGGAUCUACUGCAACAACGACAGGAUUAUCUAAAUGUGAUAAUAACUCAAAUAUAUCAGAUAUUCCUAAACCCAUACGUGGUGGGCGAAAGUCUUUGACAGGUCGAAAGAUCACUUCGCCACAAACAACCAAUCCCACUAACGCAAUACCCAUUCCCGUUAAACCGAUAUCUGCAGUAAGACCAACUCCCCAUUCUUUUGCCAAUCUCCAUGUCAAUCCUUCAAAUAUUGUGAAAAAAGUCGAUCAACAAAAGCCAAAAGGGAAUCUUCAACAAGUGAAUCCUGAAGACAACUCUUCAAAACAAAUUGCUGACACUGCAAGUGAAGAUGUAAACAGUGGUAAUGCAGAAAGCAAUGUAAUAUCGAAAUAUCAGAAUGAUGAUUAUUCAUCAGUCAAACAACCUCCUGGUAUGUGGAUUGUGAGAGAAGAAUUAAGUGUGAUAGUAGAUGAUUUUGACUAG
This is a messenger RNA of Heterobilharzia americana, 8403 nucleotides long. The record is from the annotation of a GenBank genome assembly. Lineage: Eukaryota; Metazoa; Platyhelminthes; Trematoda; Strigeidida; Schistosomatidae.